UGUUGCCUUGACUUUCGACUCGUCGAAUCGACUUCCAAUCAGGGUGCAUAUUAGUUCGCCUCAGAAUGUGCAUAUUCUACCAACAUGCUAAGAUGAUAUACAGUUAAGAAACUGUCCUCAGCUUGGCUCAAGAUUCCAUCAUGGUCGACUCCUUGAUCAUCUCUCCUUCGCUCUCUAGGCAUCCACACAGCAGAACUGCCUGUCAGAGGAAAAUUUGGUCAUUAAUUCGAAAGCAGCCUGGUUGAAUAUUUCGAUCUAGGGCUCUUCUAUGUUCAGACGACUUGUCACUUCAACUCUCCACUCUAGCCGCAUUCCAUCUUCAACUACCAUGUCUCCUUCCACCAUGGACACCAUUAUAUCGAAUAGGGUACACCUAUCCACUCUGCCCUAUACAAACUGCACCACGCGCAUCGUUUCUCUUCUGGACGUCCCCAUUCCCGAGAACUCCACGGACGACGAAUACCGAGACGUCUACCAUCGCUAUACGCAUGACACGUCGGUGCCCAAUAGCCGUAUGCUCCGUGACGCCAUUCAAUCCAUCAAACACGGCAUAUCACCGCCUGUGGCAUUUCCAACCGAAACCGUCUACGGGCUAGGUGCCGAUGCGACGAAUGAGCCCGCCAUAUCUGGUAUUUUCGCCGCCAAAGGUCGACCGAGCGACAAUCCCCUGAUCGUGCACGUUUCGAGCGUCCCUCACCUCGAACGUCUUACCGGCGAACAGCUUCCAGAGAUCUACAAAUCUCUCGUCAAGAAAUUCUGGCCAGGCCCAUUGACUAUCUUGCUUCCUGUGCCUAGAAACGGUGUCUUUGCCCGAAACGUCCAUCCCGCUCAGAGCACGAUUGGGUUCCGAAUUCCGUCGUCCAAGUUCGCCCGCUUCUUUAUCGCUGCGACGGACAGACCUAUCGCAGGACCGUCGGCAAACUCCUCCGGAAAACCCUCCCCAACGACUGCGCGACACGUGCUAGACGAUCUACGCGGCAAGAUCAAUUUCAUCCUCGACGGCGGCCCGUGCGACGUCGGUGUCGAAAGUACCGUUGUCGACGGCCUGCAUGAUCCGCCUCUGAUACUGAGACCGGGAGGAGUGUCGCUCUCUGACCUGAUUGCGCAUGGUCGUGAGGAUGGAAAUAGCUUCGCACACACCGCCAUUGGAUACAGGAGGCACGAAGGUCGCUCGGCAUCAUCCGGUUUAGCUACACCAGCGUCAGGGUCGGGCUCCGAGGCCAUAAGUUACGUUGAAGACGUGACCGGUGCACCUCGCGCUCCGGGGAUGAAGUAUCGGCACUACGCUCCAAACGGACGCUUGAUUCUGUUCUCUGAGAAUACUGUCGCCGAGGGCGGGGUCGAGUCGAAAAUGCUUGAGAUUCUCGAAUCUGCACCUACGCCACACGGGAAUGACAAUCGUGGUGGUAACGUCAACGUAGGCAUUAUUUCAUGUCACUGGCCCGCCUUUGCUGGAUUAUCCGCAUCCCCAGUUCAAGAAGGCAACCCAACACCACCAGCGCUCUCUGGUUCAGUGUUUGAGAACAGCACAUCGGUCGCAAAGUACACGAAACGAACAGACGGGGAUGUAACGCUGUACAACGUUCAUAUUGGGCCGGACAUUACAGACCUAGGACACUCGCUGUUUGGAGUGCUAAGGUUGUUCGACGAGCUUGGGUGUUCUUUCAUCUUGGCCGAGACUGUUCGGCGCGCAGAUGAAGGUCAAGGUGUGUCAGAGCAGGAUAAUAGACCAAAUCCAAAGACCCGAGAUAUUGAGGACGCGGUCAUCGAUCGCAUGGAAAAGGCUGCGGCAGAAAGAGUCGAUUGAGUCAGAAUUUUGGAUUGAUUCGUCAUAUCCCAUCCCGGUUUAGAGAUCAUUACGCAGAAGAUACAACUCUUUAAGUCUCGCUACUCUAGGAAUCUGCCAUGCGUGGUUCAGUUAUACAAAACCCCGUUCUUGAAUUUCACAAUGCUCUGUGACAACACUGGA
This is a messenger RNA of Exophiala oligosperma, 1969 nucleotides long. RefSeq names its product Sua5/YciO/YrdC/YwlC family tRNA threonylcarbamoyl adenosine modification protein. Lineage: Eukaryota; Fungi; Ascomycota; Eurotiomycetes; Chaetothyriales; Herpotrichiellaceae. Gene Ontology annotation, molecular function: tRNA binding; double-stranded RNA binding; nucleotidyltransferase activity. The record is from RefSeq and is a predicted model, not a curated record. Gene Ontology annotation, biological process: regulation of translational fidelity. The transcript has a single exon. Bases 269 to 1807 code for a protein of 512 amino acids. Gene Ontology annotation, cellular component: cytoplasm.